GAAGGAGUUACUUCAAUUCUACUCUCUGUUUCCUCUGCUCUGGCUACUGGGUAAUGUAGUUUCUCCACAACGGUAGAUACUAUCAUAUUAUUAUUACUUAUGGUGGUUUUGUUGUUGAAUUUGGUGGAUUCGGCAAUCUUUUAGAAGCUAACAAUGAAAAAAGAAGGUCUUUUUUUGAGAAUAUGAAUGGAAUAUAGAAUCGACAAAAAAAGGUGGGAACUUGCGGUGUAAAAUCUCAUCUUCUGCAUAUUGGAUGAUAAAAGGAAGGAAAUGGGAAAGAAAAAGUCUUUGAGGAGCAAAGCUGUUAACUUUGUAACUGAUCUUACCACUGACCUUCUUAACCCCAUCUCCGAUAAACCCUCCAAGCCUUCUCACGUUCCUCCUGAAAAUGUGAGUGAGUCAAAAAGAAGUCAAUUAGAGUUAAUCAGCAAAGCGGAUGAUAGGGAUCUAGUUGAUGGCCCUGAUACGUCUUCCUUUAGUGCAUUCCUCUAUUCGCUGUUGGCUUCUUCAGAAUCAGGUCACAAUUUGAAUCCAGAUGACCGAAAUGAUAAUCAAGAGGAAACUGGUGAUGCAUCUGACACACUAAUGAAAGAGAACGGUGGAAGGAAAAGCUUACUUUCUAGGGGUAAGCAAUCACUUAGAGCUUUCAACCAAGUUACUAGGAUCAGUGGAUACAGAAAUCAAGAUCACGAGGGUGAUUCUGACAUGAAAAGUGAUGAUGAGGGUGAUGCUAAAUUUGAUGGACUUGAGAUGAGACAUAUGCAAAAUGUUAAGGAACCUUUGGCUCUGGGAGAUCUUCCAGAAACUUCUGAACCAUCAUUGCUUCUUACGGAGCAAACAAGAAAUGCCCUUUAUUCAGCACUUCCAGCUCUUGUUCAAGGGAGAAAGUGGUUAUUGCUCUACAGUACAUGGAGGCAUGGUAUAUCACUCUCAACACUGUACAGAAGAAGCUUGCUCUGGCCUGGCCUCAGUUUGCUGGUUGUUGGAGACCGUAAGGGUGCAGUGUUUGGUGGUCUGGUUGAGGGACCCCUAAAACCAACUAAUAAGAAAUACCAGGUGAUGCUAGAAAACACUUCUCGUAUCCAACAGGUAUUUCUUAUGAAUAUCUUGUUGACAUUACAUUUUGAACAGGGAACAAAUAGUACCUUUGUUUUCACAAAUAGACCCGGUGAUCCAGUUAUAUUCCGUCCCACAGGUGCAAAUCGAUAUUUCACCCUGUGUUCCACUGAAUUUCUGGCAAUCGGUGGUGGUGGCCAUUUUGCACUCUAUCUAGAUGGUGAUCUGUUAAAUGGAUCUAGCUCGUACUCAGAAGCCUAUGGAAACCCCUGUCUUGCUUUCUCUGAAGACUUUGAAGUGAAAGAGAUUGAGGUAUGCACGAUGCCCUUCCUUCUCUCUCUUGCUCCAUUCCACACCAAUGCCACUAUUUCCGUUUGCUUCAUGAAUUCACAUUUGGCGUGUUUGUAAUUUGAGUAUGAGAUGUUACCCUAAUAUUACAAGUUUGUUCACUUUAUCCUUGUAUGUUGUAUCGCAAGUUGUGGGGCUUUGUAUAUGGAUCAAAAUACGAGGAAAUACUCGCUUUAAGCAGAACAGAGAUGCCUGGAAUUUGCCGGUGGUAAAAGCAAAAACACCCUUCAAGCAUGUGGCUGUCUUAUUUCAAUAUGAUCAUUGACCACAAGUUAGUUCCGAUAGUUUUCAUUUGGUACAAUCAUCUUUUGCUGUGUUUGCUGACCUAUUCCUUUCAUCGUACAUGUCAUUACUGCGUUCUUAUGCUUGUACAUACAUGCCAACGUUGUAUAUACAACAAGAGCAUAUGAUAAUUAACUUGGUAACUACCCUAUCAGUCUGUUCUUAGCAGGAGUAGAAGCACAAUCUUUCUGCUUUUAAACAGGAUUAUCCCUACUCAUGGUUUGUUUUAAAUCAAGCCUCAGUGUAAGCUGAAAGUUUAAAUCUUUCACCAGACAUUCUUCAAGCCUGUUUAGCCUGGUUGAAUGUGUAGUAAAAAUGGUGUUGAAAUAGAGAGGAGUCGUCUUAUCCUUGAACGCCAUAAACCAUAAUUGAAGAUGAUGGAGGCUGCUAGAUGGCCGCCUUUUCUUUAUUCCUUUGGAAUUUUCAUACCGGUGAAAAGAGAAAGGAAGAGAAGGAUUAUUCAACUUGGAAGCGGGUUAAAAGGUACGUGGAAAGAUUGAAAUUUCCUACCCUUCUUCUUUCUUUCUUUUUUUUUUCUUCAAGGCUGUGCAUUGAGCAAAAUAUUA
Messenger RNA from Durio zibethinus, 2252 nucleotides. The record is from RefSeq and is a predicted model, not a curated record. NCBI's taxonomy places the organism in Eukaryota, Viridiplantae, Streptophyta, Magnoliopsida, Malvales, Malvaceae.